This is a messenger RNA of Penicillium manginii, 1491 nucleotides long. RefSeq lists its product as uncharacterized. The transcript is spliced from 6 exons. Gene Ontology annotation, biological process: transmembrane transport. Bases 1 to 1491 code for a protein of 496 amino acids. Gene Ontology annotation, cellular component: membrane. Lineage: Eukaryota; Fungi; Ascomycota; Eurotiomycetes; Eurotiales; Aspergillaceae. Gene Ontology annotation, molecular function: transmembrane transporter activity. The record is from RefSeq and is a predicted model, not a curated record.
AUGGCAGACACGAAAAGCGCCCCGUCCCCGCCAACCAAACCAGACGGGGACUCUACAAUCGUGGUGAACUCUAUAAUCGAGGACUCGCAGAGUCCCACGCAAGCGAAACCCCAACGCUCAUUCCGCUCCUUCAUCUGGGACACAGAUACCCAUCUCAAGACAAGCGCCGAGCGCCGCUUUCUUCUGAAACUCGACGCCGCCAUUCUCAGCGUGGGAUGUCUGGGGUUCUUCAUGAAAUACCUCGAUCAGGGAAAUAUGGCCAACGCGUACGUGUCGGGGAUGCAAGAGGCGCUUUCUAUGUAUGGGAAUGAGUAUACGUACGCCGGCACGGCGUACACGGUUGCAUAUGCCGUCAUGCAAGUGCCUAGCACGUUGAUCGUGCAGAAAGUCCGACCGAGCGUUUGGCUCCCUGCGAUGGAGAUUGGAUGGGCUGUUUUUACGUUUGCGCAGGCGGGAUUGCGGGAUGUGGGUGAGUUGUAUGCUUUUCGGUUCUUGAUUGGGUUGUUUGAAAGUUCUUUCUUUCCGGUUCUUCUUUACGUGUUGGGGAGCUGGUAUACGAAGACGGAAUUGGCUAAGAGAGUUGCGCUCUUUCAUAUGACGGCUCCGCUGGGUACGGCGUUUGGUGGAUAUCUUCAAGCGGCUGUUUAUAAGAAUUUGGAUGGGGCUCAUGGGCUGGCUGGGUGGCGGUGGCUCUAUAUCAUUUGUGGGUGCAUGACUGUUCCUGUUGGAAUUGCUACCUUUUUCCUGCUUCCCGAUACUCCAUAUACCACUCGCGUCUGGUAUCUCUCCAAGAGUGAACGUGACCUAGCCGAAGAGAGAGUGUUGAAAGCAGGAAAGGCAAAACCGGUGAAAAUCACCCUGGCCACAUUCAAGAAAAUCCUAAGCUCUUGGAAGUGGUAUGUCUUCGUCAUAGGAUAUGUCCUCUAUGGCGAGUCGUGUGGUGCCAGCUCAUACUUCGCUAUCUGGCUGAAAUCCGAGGGAUUCUCAGUCGUUGAUCGAAAUCUUAUCCCCACGGGAACUUCUUUGAUUUCAGGAGCGUGUGUUGUGAUUUGGGGAUUCCUCUCAGAUUACACUGGAAGCAGAUUUGCCUGGGUGCUUGUACCUCUGAUCCUCGCGCUCAUUCCUAAUGGCAUUCUCGCCGUCUGGCCAUCAAGCCUGGCUCUGAAAGAAUUUGCAUUCUUAACUGUCAAUGUACAUCUUAUGACAGCUGUGUUCUAUUCGUGGGCUAAUGAGGUUUGUGCCGACGAUAAUGAGGAGCGGGCUGUGGUAAUUAGUAGCAUGAACGGAUUUCAGUAUGCGGUUGCGGCCUGGCUACCUAUCGUGAUCUUUCCACAGACUAUGGCGCCGACAUUUAGAUAUGGCUUUCCGACAACAUUUGGCUUAGUCAUUGCAGCGAUUAUCGCUGUUGUUGUGAUUCAGAUAUUUGUUUUGCGAGAUAAUCGGAAUCGGAAGGAAAGGGAGGCCUCGAGCGGAACCCAGGAGACAUAUUAA